Molecule: messenger RNA, 816 nt
Organism: Trichomonas vaginalis G3
Lineage: Eukaryota; Parabasalia; Trichomonadida; Trichomonadidae
Product: phage tail repeat-like family
Exons: 1
Coding region: 1-816 (271 amino acids)
Source: RefSeq, a predicted model, not a curated record
AUGUCAAGUGAAGUGACAAGAGCUGACAAAGAAUAUUCUAAAAAGACUCAUACACAUACCAUUGCAAAUAUUACAAACUUACAAGAAACCUUAAACAAGAAAAGUGACGUUGGACAUACACACGAUUUCUUCGCAACUGUUGGUAUAGAAAAUAUUGCAGGAACGGUUGAAGAACCUGAUGGAACUGGUGGGGAUGUAUUAAAUUGGAAACCUCCUAACUUUCCACAAGGUUUAACAUCGGAGGAUGACAUAACAACGAUGAAAGACAUUAAAUGUAGAAAUGUCUAUGUCAUGGAGGAUGAAAACAAAGUUAAAUUCACUGCUCAAGAUUUAUAUGAUAAGAAAGCUGACAAAACAGAGCUUCAAACGUUAAAGACAGAAAUACUUCAAACCAUUUACCCGGUUGGUUCUAUUUAUACGUCAAUGAACUCUACCAGACCAGAAGUAGUACUUGGUUUUGGUACGUGGACUCAAAUAGUCGACAGGUUUUUGUAUUGUGCAAACUCUUCAAAGGAAACAGGUGGAAGUAAAACGAUUUCAGGUGAAAACUUACCUGCGCACAGUCACUACGUAAGUUUAACUACAUCUCGAGAAGGUGGGCAUAGGCAUAAAUAUUGGGAUUGGACAGGAAUGACAAAAGGUAAAGGAUAUGAUGUUAAAGACAACGUUCAGUUUGCUAUAAAUUGUUACUUGGAUAACACUGAGGUAGGAGGAGACCAUACACAUUUCGUUUCAGAGUAUACGCAAACAACGGGACAAAGUAAAGACUACAUGCCACCUUACAUGACAGUUUACGCAUGGUAUAGAAAUGCUUAG